Corythoichthys intestinalis (scribbled pipefish) is the source of this 5047-nucleotide messenger RNA. RefSeq names its product premelanosome protein a (gene pmela). Gene Ontology annotation, cellular component: plasma membrane; melanosome. Gene Ontology annotation, biological process: melanosome organization. NCBI's taxonomy places the organism in Eukaryota, Metazoa, Chordata, Actinopteri, Syngnathiformes, Syngnathidae. Bases 310 to 2640 code for a protein of 776 amino acids. The transcript is spliced from 12 exons. The record is from RefSeq and is a predicted model, not a curated record.
AAAAAGCAUGUUUAUUUCAUAAUACACGUGGUAUUUUAUGCUCCUGAAUGAUAUGGACCGCUUGGAUGUGUGUGGAAGCGAUCGCUAUAUUUAUUUAGUUUUUUGAAUCCCGCGCCAGGAAAAUGAGUGACUUCCGGCUUCGGUCUCGCAUUGAGGAGGAGGGCGCUGUGACGUGUACGGUAGAAGACGUCCUCUUCACGCUACAGUGUACUGUUGUGUAUGAGGACGAAGGAUUCAGCUGAUUUUGCGGAUUAAUACUUUUAUUUUUUGCAUCACGCCAGCCAAACGGCUGCAGAAAAAUCAUUCUGUAUGCGGGAGAGGCGUAUGCGCCUUUUUGGAGUUUCAAAAGGUUCCCAUUCACCGUGGAUAUUUACUGUGGGACCAUUGGACUUACAAGGAAGGCCUCGUAGUCAAUUCACACGUUACCGCUCAUGGAACUCCCGCAUGUAUCCCGUAUGGAAAGAUGGAGACCCAAGGUUUCGAAAUUGUUGGUCUGGUGGACAAGUUACAUUUGAUCUGAAGAACGAUGCCCCUACGCUUCUUGGAGCAAAAUCAACCUUCAGCAUUAAUCUUAAUUUCCCUCCAAACCAAACAGUGCUAGCCGAUGGUCAAGUAGUCUGGGCACGUAACUGCACUAUUGAUGGCCAGCAGUUUCAGGCGGGCCAGGCUGUAUAUCCAGACCAGAAUAAUGAGAUGACUGGAGUUUUCCCGGAUGGCACGGCUUUCACAACAUCCCGGGAUAGGAAGCCCCGCUAUGUCUAUGUGUGGAAGACAUGGGGAAAGUUCUGGCAGGUGGCAGAUGGACCUUCCAGCUCGCUUACCAUCUCCACAGAUGGUGUCUCCCUGGGCUCCUACAGCAUGGAGGUUGUCAUCUACCACUGUCGUGGAAAAAACAAAUUCAUCCCCCUCGGCUACGCCUCCACAGUCUUCACCGUCACAGACCAAGUUCCCUUCACUGUAUCCCUGGCUCAAGUCAAUGACAUAAACCAAGACGACUCUAACUUCAUCCAGAACCGAGCCAUUGCUUUCAGCAUCAACCUUCAUGAUCCCAGCCAGUACUUGAGCAGUGCUGAUAUAAGCUUUAGCUGGGACUUCGGAGACAGCACCGGAACACUAAUCUCCAGGGAGCGAACUGUCACGCACACGUAUCUUGCAGUGGGGACCUUCAAACCUCAAGUUGUCUUAAUGGCCAGCAUCCCCAAUGGUUGUGUUAACCCUUCUCCUGGGGCUCCUGCUGAUGCACCUGCUGUACCAGUUGUGGUUGUGACCCCUGCAACAGAACCAGCAACAGCAGAAGUACUUGACCCUGACACUGUCCCAGCCGCAGCUGAUCCACCUAUUGCAGAUGCCGUUCCAGUCGAGGCCUCAGAGCAGCCGGCUGAAGCAGGCGCCGACACAGAUAAUGCAGAGGCCGCAAUUGACACGGGAGCGGAGGAAGUAGAGGCGGUCUCAGUAGCCCCCGCAGCGAUUGAUGCAGCCGUUGCUCCAGCAGAAGAAGAUCCAGCUGCUACUGCUGCAGAUGUUGCUCCUGAGGAUGCUGCUGCCGUCGAGGUGGCCACUGUUGCGCCUCUUGAACCUGCAGAUGAAGGCGCCACUGAAGUGGAAACCGCUGCUGUGGUUGAAGUUACAGAGGAAGCUGCAGAGAAUGUGCCCGCACUUGACGCAGCUGCUUCCCUAGCUCCAGUAGCAGAGGGAGAAGAAAAUGCAGUAGAUGUAGCCGCUACAGUUCUCCCAGAAGCGGUUGUCACCGAAGUCACCGUAGAAGAAGCUGUGGUGGCUGAGGAUGGUGCAGAGGUGGUCCAGACUGAAACAGAAGCCCCCGCUGACAAUGUUGUAGCCCCUGCAGACACUGAAGACACCACUGUGGAGGAGGCAGUGGCAAAUGUUGCUGAAGCAGAAAUAACUGAGACGGACAACGAUGAUGCUGUUGCAACUGCAGCUCCAGCAGAAGAGGUUGUAACUGCAGUCGAAGCAGAGGUGGAAGCAGAUCCAGCACAAGUUGCCCUUGUUGUGGUCAAAAGACAAGCACCAGAAGUUUCAGCCGAUUGCAUGAUCUACCGAUAUGGCUCCCUUGCCACAUCUGUUGAUGUCGUCCAGGGUAUAGAAAGUGUCGAGAUUGUACAGAUGUCCAAUGUUGUGUCAUUGGCAACUGAGCUGGUUCAGAAUGCAGUUGAUGUCACCGUUAGCUGUCAAGGGAGUUUACCAAGUGAGGUCUGCACAGUUGUUUCGGAUGCUGACUGUAUCACACCGGUGGAAACCGUCUGCUCCGCGGCCGUGCCCUCUCCGGACUGCCAAAUGGUCCUUCGCCAGUUCUUCAAUGAGUCUGGCGUUUUUUGCCUUAAUGUUUCCUUGACCAAUGAUGUCAGUCUUGCUAUGGCAAGUGCUCGUGUCAACGUGGCAGUAGCCUCCGGUGGUUCGCCAACUGGAACUGCUGCCAUCAUCCUGGGUGUGAUGGUGCUUGCCUGCGUGGUUUGCUGUGUCGGUUUAAUGUACAGACGCUUCAAGCAGUACCAGCCACUGACAGAAGACAGCGAUGGCAGUAGCUCGGCAGUGACGUCAGUGCCUCUGCUGCUGUGGAACUUGCUGAUGAGACAGUCGCCUGGAGAGAGCCGCCCACUGCUUCAGGGGAGGAUUGUGUGAAUAUAAAAAACAUAAGGCACAAAAUGUCUAAUUUACAUGUAACUAUUACCUAUAUACCCCUUGAUAAUCUCAAAAUAGACAUGAAAGCCAAUCCCAUUAUGAUGAAAAGCGAAACCGUUUUAGUGACUGACUCAGACACUAAAAUGGUUUAGCUUUUUUUUUUCAGCUAUAUUAUAAGUUAAAAUAUAAAUACUUCAGAGAGUCUGAGGUUUUUAUUUUGACUUAAAAUAUCGCUGUAAACUGGCCAGAAUUUGAUACCUGAUUUUAUACAGUAUAUUGUGAUAUCACGCGGGGCAAGAAGUGGAGGGGCAGUCAGUCUCGAGACUACAUCUCCCAGCAGGCCAUGCAACUCACCCAGGUGUGUCUGCUUAAGCUACUUGAUUGAAGGAUGAGUAGAUAAAAGGGGCCCAGACUGCAGGGAGGUAGAGUGUGUAGGAAGGGUUUACCAAAUCUGGACCUCAAUGUCACCUAUAAUGUCGUGUUUUCCAUGUCUCUCUCCCCUAACAUACCUGAAUCAAAUGAUUAUGUCAUCAGAAGCCUGCUAAUGAUCCUGAAUAUUUGAUUCAGGUGUGUUGGAGGAGGGACACAUGGAAAACACAACAGGAAAAGUGGCCCCGAGGUCUGGAUUUGGUGAACCCUGGUGUGGAAGACUUCACUAUCAGUUGACGGGAAAUGUCCGUAGGGAGCCUAUUUUCAAAAACUUAAAAUUCAAAUAUUUUCAAAACCGAAGCCGCUAGCAACCUAAAACCAAAACAGGCACCUCCUUAAGGCAUGUAUGGGUCACCAUGAACAGCGACAUACAAAAAAAAAAAAAAUCAAAGUCGUUCCCUAACAAAAUCCCGUUUAAUUAUUUUUUAUAUCAGUAUACCAAAACUUAAAAUGGCUAUAAAAUUCAGAUUUUACACAAGAUGCACAAAAAUCACCAAAAGCAGAGAUAAUCACCUAUAUUUUCAGGAUCAAUACGCAAUGUUUACCAUACAAGUUUUUGCCCGAAAUAGUGACUUAAUUUUUUUUAUAUAGUGAAAUUUUGAACAGCUAAUAAAUCACUCAAUUUUCACAUCAGAAACUUAAUGCGUAAGGAAAGAAUGCAGAAUUAUCUUAAUUUUACUGAACAAAAGCAAAUUAUGCAUUUUUCUGUAUACAAUCGACAAUUAAUACAAACUUAUUUAGGUUGAAUAACAAUGUCACUAUUGCCUCUGAUUGUCAUGCUGGCUAUCCUCGUUGUUUUUGGAUUGAAAAAAAAAAACACUUAAAAGCCGAAUUGUUUUUGUAUAAACGCAGAAAUGUCUAAAUUAAUACUUUUUUCCCCAAAAACGGGUGUUGGCCGAAUAUAACCUGAUUAUUUGAAUGUAAAGGUACGCUAUUGUGUAUGGAUUAAAAAAAAAAAAAAAAUCCAAAAUCACCAUCAGAAAACAAAGAGGUUUUUAAGUUGAAAAUUGUAAAUAAAUGCAAACAUCCCAGAAUUUCUAUAGAUAUGAACGUAAAACUGUCCAGAUUCUUGGUUAAAAGCAAAAAAACGUCCAGUUAUCAUUCAUUUUACGUAAAUACUUCAAGCUAAAUUCACGCUAAUUUUUCCAUUCAUUUCAAUUUUGUGCAUGGAUGGUGCUAUUUUAUGUAAUAAUUACCUUGAAUCACAGACCAAAUCACUCUUGAGACACUCCUGCCUGCUUGUAUGCACUAAAAUCAUUGUCCUGUUUCUACCCAAAUCCAGCGUUAGAACGCAGCAUGUUGGAAUUUAUUGCAGUGAAUGCCUCCUCGAUGCUGUGCCUGGUCCGGCCUACUAUGGGAAGCCGUGGCACAAUAUCUGUAGGAGUUGUCUCAUCAACUAAUGGUGAAGUCUAUGGUAGGAGAAUAAAGAGAUAGACCAGGGGUGUCGAACUGGUCCCCAAAGGGCAGCAGUGGAUGCUGGAUUUCAUUCCAACCAAACGAGAUGAAUACCUAUAAACCAAUCUGAUGUCUUAUAAGUGUAACCAGUUGAUUGCGGUCAGGUACUGCUUUUUUUAGCAUAAAACUUAUUGGUUGAACUGUCUGCUGGAUCUGUUGGAACAAAGACUAGCACCCACUGCGGCCCUUUGUGGAAUCGGUUUGACACCCCUACGAUAGACUAUACUGCAAGACCUGGAAGAUAGUUUGUUGACAUCUGAGAACAGACUUUGGUUCGCACAAUUGGCAGUUUAUUUGGACAUUUGUUUGGGGAAACGGCACCGUCGAAUGUGUAAGCCGAUAAGGAAGCUGUGGCAUUGGAACAAAUAGUGGACAGGAUUCUUUCCCAUUCAGGUUUACCUCUCGUGAUUUUACGAUAUAUGCAAAAAUUGGGAAACCAAAAUUUGCCAAUUUGGGUCUGAAUGUACGUAACUAAUUCUCCCGUGUGAGCACUGGUGUUGUAACAUAAAUAAAAUGAAACUUU